UGCUCACGCUCUUACGUAGGCCUGGGCCGGCGCCGGGCAGGGCAGGGCGGGAGCGGCAGGCGGCGAGGACUGCAGCUGAGCCUCACGGCCGCCCUGGCAGCAUGUAAACAACCUUUUGCCAAGAACCCAGGUCACCACUGAGAAGGGUGCCUUAAGGAAGAAGAAUAUCAGAGGACACCAAUGCCAGGCGUGUCUGGAAUAGUGCUCGGUACAGGCAGCAUGAGACGUUCUGUGCCAGCCUCUGUUUGUUACUGGCAAAAGCUGGGGCUCUCCAGAUAGGAGGGUCCUGGAGCAGCCAGCACCAGGAGCCCCCCACAAGGGAGCAUGGGACUAGCUAUGAACUCUUUACAGUGAACUCAGUUUUACCUUAUGAAGGAAUUCUAAGUAAAAGUUACUUAAUUUCUGCAUACUGACAUUCAGAAGCCUUUGGUGUGACGUGCCAGCAAUUACUUUUGUCUACUGGAAUUAUCAGGAUUCUUCUGGCAUCAAGGUGAACUCUUCUUGGUACUUCUGGCAAUACAGACCUUUAGGACAAAUUCAUCUGCUGAAUGCUUUGGGGCAGGAAAAAAGUAAAACCUUGGAAGCAGCCCACAUAGCUGAACAGAAAGCUCUCCCUUGCCACUCACUUGCCUGGAAACUUAGUAAGGACUCGGAUGCCGUUCCUGAAGCCUUGUCCUGCCUUGUUCACCCAGCUCUAUCUGUGCCAGGGAGACCUGGAAUUUCUGGGGUUCUCCUGUGGCUCUUUUCUACUACUCUGUAUUCAGACAGUUGGAUGACAUGAACUUUGAGAUGGAGUUUGUCACCCAUGUGGAACUGACUUCCUUUCUAAGGCUUGUGCUGUUGGAAGGGACCAUCUGAAGACGCGUUUGUGUGUAGAAAGGAGGGCACCAGCCUAACCUGCAUCCUCCACCAUGUUCCUGUUGCUGCCUUUUGAUAGCUUGAUUGUCAACCUUCUGGGCAUCUCCCUGACUGUCCUCUUCACCCUGCUACUUGUGUUCAUCAUAGUCCCUGCCAUUUUUGGAGUCUCCUUUGGUAUCCGAAAGCUCUACAUGAAAACAUUGUUAAAGAUCUUUGCGUGGGCUACCUUGAGAAUGGAGAGAGGAGCCAAGGAGAAGAACCACCAGCUUUACAAGCCCUACACCAACGGAAUCAUUGCAAAAGAUCCCACUUCUCUGGAAGAAGAAAUCAAAGAAAUUCGCCGAAGUGGUAGUAGCAAGGCUCUGGAUAAGACACCGGAGUUUGAGCUCUCUGACAUUUUCUACUUUUGCCGGAAAGGAAUGGAAACUAUUAUGGAUGACGAAGUGACAAAGAGAUUCUCUGCAGAGGAGUUAGAGUCUUGGAACUUGUUGAGCAGAACCAAUUACAAUUUCCAAUAUAUAAGCCUCCGGCUUACCAUCCUCUGGGGUUUAGGAGUGCUGAUUCGGUAUUGCUUCCUUCUGCCACUCAGGAUUGCACUGGCAUUCACAGGGAUCAGCCUCUUGGUUGUGGGUUUUACUAUGUGUGCUAAUAUUUCUAUAAGUACACAAACACCUCAGCUGUCCUGUUGUUGCAGGUUUAAGGAGUUUUUGAGUAAACAUGUUCACUUAAUGUGCUACCGGAUCUGUGUGCGAGCUCUGACAGCCAUCAUUACCUACCACAACAGGAAAAACAGACCAAGAAAUGGUGGCAUCUGUGUGGCUAAUCAUACAUCUCCCAUCGAUGUGAUCAUCUUGGCCAGCGAUGGCUACUAUGCCAUGGUGGGGCAAGUGCACGGAGGCCUUAUGGGUGUGAUUCAAAGAGCCAUGGUCAAAGCCUGCCCACACAUCUGGUUUGAGCGUUCUGAAGUGAAAGAUCGCCACCUGGUGGCUAAGAGACUGACUGAGCACGUACAAGAUAAAAGUAAGCUGCCCAUCCUCAUCUUCCCAGAAGGAACCUGCAUCAAUAACACAUCAGUGAUGAUGUUCAAAAAGGGAAGCUUUGAAAUUGGAGCCACUGUUUACCCUGUUGCUAUCAAGUAUGACCCUCAGUUUGGUGACGCCUUCUGGAACAGCAGCAAGUACGGGAUGGUGACAUACUUGCUGAGGAUGAUGACCAGCUGGGCCAUCGUCUGCAGCGUUUGGUACCUGCCUGCUAUGACCAGAGAGAAAGAUGAAGAUGCUGUGCAGUUUGCUAACAGGGUGAAGUCUGCCAUUGCCCGGCAGGGAGGAUUGGUAGACCUUCUAUGGGAUGGUGGAUUGAAGAGAGAAAAAGUGAAGGACACAUUCAAGGAGGAGCAGCAGAAACUGUAUAGCAAGAUGAUUGUUGGUAACCAUGAGGACCGGAGCCGGUCCUGAACCUCUGCCUGGCCCUGGCUGGAGCUGCCACCUUUAAAUUCUGACAAGUGAGCCAGCUGGAGUUGUUGCUGCCACAACCUCUGCCACCAUCCCUGCCACCCACUGCUGCAUCUUCCAGACUCUGGCCCUCAGGCUGUUCUGGGCUCCAGGACUCCUGAGCUUCAUCAGAGCCCCAUGCGCUGCCUGCUGUCCUCUAACCAGAAAGCUGCUAGCCGGGGCUCCCCAGGACAAAAUGCCUCUUGUUCCUUUAUAAUAAGCCUGUAAGAGGAAGACCAUUAAAGCAGCUCUGUGGUAUGCUAGCUGGUGGGAAGGCGGGCCCUAUUCUUGUCCUGAGAGAAUGUUGGGUGUUACUGUGUAGGGACAUACACAUGCUGGGGAAAGUCAGAAGAGACACUGCUGAGGCAGGUGCCCAAACAACCUCCAGCCUGGGAGCUUUUAGAUGGGACAAGAAGAAAGCUAUCUACAGGAGUAUUAGUUCCACUCAGCAGAUGGAGUUGUAAGUUCUUGUGUCUUGCUUACGAAGAUCAGCAGAGGAGAUAGGAAGAAGCCAGUGGGCCGCUGGCCAGCUAGCUAGCCCCAGGAAGAUUUGAUUCAGACUCCAGGCUGAGCCUGAGUCCCCCACAUGACUUGUCUGUUUACUGUGUCUCAGUUUCCCUGUCUGUUACAUGGAAUUGCCAAGGGUGGAAAUAACCUACCUCACAGGGUUGUUGUGGGGAUUCUAGUGCUAGUAUAUGUGAAGGAAAUGGAUGGUGGUCUCACAGGGACGGCUUCAUAGAAUGUGGCAGGACAAGGUCAGCAUUCACAGCUGCUGCCCAGGAUUUAAACUUGUUUUGUGAGUAAAUAAAACUGGAUGGUAAAUGAACUUAGGAACUUUGCCUUCACUCCCCGAGAAAUGUAUUUCUUGCCAUUUAACAGCGGUAGUACUUGAAAAUGACCCUGGCCUGCAGGGUCUGGAAUGAGGAUAGUAUUGCUCAGGAGAGGGUAACCUUUCAGAUUAGAUGUUUUCAUGUCUUAUUUCUAGCUUUCUCUCCAGAUGAGAGCCAUGGAAACAAACUGUUGAUGAGGUUGGAGAGAGGCCCUGUCGGUGGCAUUCUGGAUUUGAGAACUGUGGGACACGGCAGAUAUUAAGGCAUGAGGAGGGAGCAGAGUGCUGGGGAGGACUGAUGAGUUAGGCAGGAGGGAUGGGUACACUGCAUGCACCCAUGGGAGAAAUGGCAGGCCUGCAAGCCGCCCAGCAACACCAAAGUCAGCCUCUAUUUCUUCUGAGGUCUACCAACUUCGAAUUCCUCCAAAGGAAGAGUUCCCUGCUACCCACAUGAUCUCCAAGUCUAGGAGUGCAGCCUGGCUCCCAAGGCUAUGAACUGAUGCCACUCUGACACUUGAGAACCUGUGGUGUCACCCCACCUUCCUCCCAUUCCCUCCUGCCUGCUCCAUUCCCAGUGGAAAACACUUUUCAAAUAAAAACACCAAUGACUGUAAGAACAGCCUCGUGGGGACUGUUUUACAAAUGUUCAAAAAUAAAAAGUGGGUCUCGGCUUAUGUAGA
This is a messenger RNA of Microtus ochrogaster (prairie vole), 3857 nucleotides long. RefSeq names its product glycerol-3-phosphate acyltransferase 4 (gene Gpat4). Gene Ontology annotation, cellular component: endoplasmic reticulum. Gene Ontology annotation, biological process: triglyceride biosynthetic process. Bases 912 to 2312 code for a protein of 466 amino acids. The transcript has 13 exons. Lineage: Eukaryota; Metazoa; Chordata; Mammalia; Rodentia; Cricetidae. Gene Ontology annotation, molecular function: glycerol-3-phosphate O-acyltransferase activity. The record is from RefSeq and is a predicted model, not a curated record.